Molecule: messenger RNA, 666 nt
Organism: Spea bombifrons (plains spadefoot toad)
Lineage: Eukaryota; Metazoa; Chordata; Amphibia; Anura; Pelobatidae
Product: protein pitchfork-like
Exons: 1
Coding region: 1-372 (123 amino acids)
Biological process (GO): regulation of cell projection organization
Cellular component (GO): ciliary basal body
Molecular function (GO): cytoskeletal protein binding
Source: RefSeq, a predicted model, not a curated record
AUGGGAUCCAGCACAGCCACCCGCUUCCCACCAAUUGAACAGGUGAAGACUCCAAGUCCAUCGGAAUAUCAAAAAUUCUGGACCCAGGAAGGCAAAUGUAUGCCAUCCUACACACCUUUCAACAGCAGCACAAAGUGGUUUCCAGAUCUAAAGUUGGAUUAUUCCUCUAACCCAGCCCCUGGGAUUUUUUGUAGUAACAUCGAGAUCGGCAGGAGGGUGCAGUGGCCGGGAAGAUUUGGAUCCCCAGAUUGGUCAGCUGUGCCAAGUCUAAAGAAGAGGUCACUGAGAUCGGAGCUUCCUACAGACAAAGAGUUCCGAAAAAAUAGGAACCGGGUGGCGUACCUGAAGCUCUAUGAAGCAGACAAGAAAUAAUCUCACGUGUGUUUAGGCAUUUACUAGCUAUGUAAGAGUAGCAACUAAAAUGAAAUACAAUAAAAAAAUAACCAAGUAUAAAUCUUGAUCACGUGAACACCUUUCUUGAUUCUGUCAUUCUGUCUGAAAUAUGUACACGCACUUCAUAUACUUUCUUUUAAGGAUCCCAGGAUUUUGUGGAUCAUAUAGAUAUUGUAUUAACUAUUUCCUUCCUAAUAAACAUUUUUCAUUAAGAGCCCAACAGCAGCUAGCGUUCUUAGCAUCAAAAUUAUUAUAAUAGCAAUGUAAGAAUUU